AUGUAUUAUCGUGACAUAUUUAGGGAGAGGUUCCAUGGUGCAUGUUAUUUUGCAGAUGAUAUAGUGUUGAUUGAUGAAACGCAAGGCGAAGUUAAUGCUAGGCUGCAGUUCAAGUUUAGUAAUGCAACUCAUAAAGAUGAAGUGGAAGUGAGGCUUGAUACGCAAGUUAUCCGUAAGAGGGAGACUUUCAAGUAUCUUGGGGUAGUAAUCCAAAGUAACAAGGAGAUUGAUGAGGAUAUCACAUAUUGUAUUGGGACAUGGUGGAUGAAAUCGAAGCUUGCUUCCAGUGUCUUGUGCGAUAAAAAUGUGCCACCAAGACUUAAAGGCAAGUUUUAUAGAGUGGUGAUUAGACCGAUUAUGCUGUAUGGGAUGGAGCUUUGGCUAGUGAAGAACUCUCAUGUCCAGAAGUUGAAAGUAGCGAAGAUGAGGAUACUGAGAUAG
Molecule: messenger RNA, 441 nt
Organism: Nicotiana tabacum (common tobacco)
Lineage: Eukaryota; Viridiplantae; Streptophyta; Magnoliopsida; Solanales; Solanaceae
Source: RefSeq, a predicted model, not a curated record